This is a messenger RNA of Symbiodinium sp. CCMP2592, 3360 nucleotides long. The record is from the annotation of a GenBank genome assembly. NCBI's taxonomy places the organism in Eukaryota, Dinophyceae, Suessiales, Symbiodiniaceae.
AUGGACGGUUCGCCGGAGCGUCUGCAAAACUUCAUUUCAAAAUGCGCGGCAGAUGAGGGGUUGGCUGUUGAGGAAGUUUCAAACUCUCCCCUCACAAGCCAAACGUCGAGUUUGCCCGGUAAUUCUUGCCAAUUUCCAGCAGGGGACUCUUUUGAAAAGCUGCUGCUGGACGCACAGUCCAGAAUCGGAACUUGGCUGUCGGCCGUGGAUGCCCAGGCAGACUCCACAGCCUCAAGGUCACUUCCGGGACAGGCAGAAACGCCGGAUGCGUCUGAGCAAGUGUCACCACUGCCGCAGCCAAAGGUGUCUGCCGCAGCCAGGAGACUGCAAGAGUGGAGGUUGACACGGGAGUCCACGUUGACUGCGGAGACGGAGGCUCCGCACGCAGCGACGGUCUCAGCUGAGCCGAAGCAGGAGCGUGGCGAAAGUGGUAAAGCACAGCCAAGUGACCCAUUCGUAGAGGCAACAGUUGGGGAGGCCGUGGUCCGAAUUCGGAUAUCGGAAGAAGAGUCCAAAACAGUCGCACAAUUGGCUGCCACCUUCGAGCAGUCCAACGUGCCAAAGGGGAAGGCCGAUGCCACUUCUGCGUUGUCCAAGACACCCAUGCAGGAGGAAGGUGACGAGCAGCCGGCUAGAGCUAGAGAAGCUGAAAGAGCAGAUGAGGCGCCCAAGGGCCCGGAGGACAAAGUUCCGAGCUCAGAGGCCCUGCAGGCGGCCGCUGGAAAGCUCAUGGAGAGGGUCAAAGCUGCCAGAGAGAGAAAGAAGCGGCCGGAAGAGGCAGCCGUGGAGAAGCCCACACUACAGGAAAGCGCUCGCCUGGAGGAGGAAGAGGUGGCUGUGGAGAAGCCCUGUGCAGAGGAACCGGAGGAGACGCACGGAGAAGAGGAGCCGGCAGCGGCGCAGCCCGGCCAGGCGGUGGAGGAACGGCUUGAAGAAGAGAAGCCGCCCGCAGAGGAAGAGGAGCUGACCGAGAAGGUCCUGGCACAGGAGGGGGAGGUGGCUGUGGAGAAGCUCUGUGCAGAGGAACCGGUGUGCCUGCAUCAAGCGAAGCAAGCAGACAUGGAUCCCGCGAUAUCCUGGGUUGCAUGCGCACAGGAGCCGGCAGCGCCGCAGCCGGGCCAGGCGGUGGAGGAGCCGGUUGCGGUGAAGAAAGGCCAGGCGCAGGAGGAGGCAAAAGAACAAUUUGAGGAAGAGAAACAGCCGCAAGAGGCUGACAAGGUCCCGGCAGAGGAAGAGGAGCCGGUUGCGGUGGAGAAAGGCCAGGCGGAGGAGGAGGCAAAGGAACAACUUGAGGAAGAGAAACAGCCGCAAGAGGCAGAGGAGCUGACCAAGAAGGUCCCGGCAGAGGAAGAGGCAGAGCCGGCUGCGGUGGAGAAAGGCCAGGCGGAGGAGGAGGCAAAGGAACAACUUGAGGAAGAGAAACAGCCGCAAGAGGCAGAGGAGCUGACCGAGAAGGUCCCGGCAGAGGAAGAGGCAGAGCCGGUUGCGGUGCAGAAAGCCCACACGGAGGAGCAGGCAAAGGAACAACUUGAGGAAGAACAACAGCCGCAAGAGGCAGAGGAGCUGACCGAGAAGGUCCCGGCAGAGGAAGAGGCAGGGCCGGUUGCGGUGGAGAAAGGCCAGGCGGAGGAGGAGGCAAAGGAACAAUUUGAGGAAGAGAAACAGCCGCAAGAGGCAGAGGAGCUGACCGAGAAGGUCCCGGCAGAGGAAGAGGCAGAGCCGGUUGCGGUGGAGAAAGGCCAGGCGGAGGAGGAGGCAAAGGAACAACUUGAGGAAGAAAAACAGCCGCAAGAGGCAGAGGAGCUGACCGAGAAAGUCCCGGCAGAGGAAGACGCAGAGCCGGUUGCGGUGCAGAAAGCCCACACGGAGGAGCAGGCAAAGGAACAACUUGAGGAAGAACAACAGCCGCAAGAGGCAGAGGAGCUGACCGAGAAGGUCCCGGCAGAGGAAGAGGCAGAGCCGGUUGCGGUGGAGAAAGGCCAGGCGGAGGAGCAGGCAAAGGAACAACUUGAGGAAGAAAAACAGCCGCAAGAGGCAGCGGAGCUGACCGAGAAGGUCCCGGCAGAGGAAGAGGCAGGGCCGGUUGCGGUGGAGAAAGGCCAGGCGGAGGAGGAGGCAAAGGAACAAUUUGAGGAAGAGAAACAGCCGCAAGAGGCAGAGGAGCUGACCGAGAAGGUCCCGGCAGAGGAAGAGGAGCCGGUUGCGGUGGAGAAAGGCCAGGCGGAGGAGGAGGCAAAGGAACAACUUGAGGAAGAACAACAGCCGCAAGAGGCAGAGGAGCUGACCGAGAAGGUCCCGGCAGAGGAAGACGCAGAGCCGGUUGCGGUGGAGAAAGGCCAGGCGGAGGAGGAGGCAAAGGAACACUUUGAGGAAGAGAAACAGCCGCAAGAGGCAGCGGAGCUGACCGAGAAGGUCCCGGCAGAGGAAGAGGCAGAGCCGGUUGCGGUGGAGAAAGGCCAGGCGGAGGAGGAGGCAAAGGAACAACUUGAGGAAGAGAAACAGCCGCAAGAGGCAGAGGAGCUGACCGAGAAGGUCCCGGCAGAGGAAGAGGCAGAGCCGGUUGCGGUGGAGAAAGGCCAGGCGGAGGAGGAGGCAAAGAUUCACUUUGAGGAAGAGAAACAGCCGCAAGAGGCAGCGGAGCUGACCGAGAAGGUUUUGGCAGAGGAAGAGGCAGAGCCGGCUGCGGUGGAGAAAGGCCAGGCGGAGGAGGAGGCAAAAGAACAAUUUGAGGAAGAGAAACAGCCGCAAGAGGCAGCGGAGCUGACCGAGAAGGUCUUGGCAGAGGAAGAGGCAGAGCCGGCUGCGGUGGAGAAAGGCCAGGCGGAGGAGGAGGCAGCGCUCGAGCGGGCCCGCGCAGAGGAAGAGGAGAGGGCGCGAGUAGAAGAAGAAAGGCUACAACAGGAGGAGGCAGCAGCGCUCGAGCGGGUCCGCGUGGAGGAAGAGGAGAAGGCACGAAUAGAAGAAGAAAGGCUUCGACAGGAGGCAGCGCUCGAGCGGGCCCGCGCAGAGGAAGAGGAGAGGGCGCGAGUAGAAGAAGAAAGGCGACAACAGGAGGCAGCAGAACUUGAGCGGGCCCGCGCGGAGGAAGAGGCACAGCACAGGGCUGCAGGCUACCGUAAGGUCUCAUUUCUCAGCAUCGCAUUGCAGUUGACGAAUUGCGUGCUGGUAGGUAGUCUCGUGGUGACCGAACAUACAGUCUCAGAUCAUAGCACCCGAAUCCACUGCAAGCACCGUCUUCGAUUCAGCAUCGCGGCUGGUGUUGGGUGUAGCGGUUCGGCUGGGUUUGGCAGUAAACCCGUCUCUCACGUGUACAUGCAGUGCUGUACAGUUGCAGUUGAUGCCAGCAGCGCUUCUGUGUGA